ACUGUUUGUUAAAAACGCGUUUUCUAAAUUUUAGUUGUAGUUGUUGACCGUAAGACUUAAAUUGAAUGACUGUUAUAACUUGGUGCCAGAAGAAGAUACGGCGUGCGUAUGCAGCGUGCAAACGCAUCAUAGAUUGCAGAGGCAGAAACGUCGAAAUAGAUCAUGACCAAGACAACGAUAAUCGUGUAGAUUUAACCGAAACAGCGAGAGAACGAAACCCAUCGGCUCAACUGCAGGCUAUUGGUACUUUGUCGCCACAGCGUCGCCGACCGGACAUCCAACCGAUAGGCAUGCAACGAUUCGCCGACCCAGAAAAAGUAGCGGCUGUGUUUAAGGCGUGCAAGGAGCUCCAGGUGCCGAUUGGCACUGACAAUGGCAGUGAUCCCGCGAAAGAGAUCUGCAAGAAUACAGCUCAAUCCAAAUUGAAUAAAAAUAAUAUCGAUAAUGCCGACUCGCAGCGACAAUAAUAUCGACAGAGCAUAGUAUAAAUUAUAAA
Molecule: messenger RNA, 496 nt
Organism: Melanaphis sacchari
Lineage: Eukaryota; Metazoa; Arthropoda; Insecta; Hemiptera; Aphididae
Exons: 2
Coding region: 66-467 (133 amino acids)
Source: RefSeq, a predicted model, not a curated record